GUAAUGUAAUAAGAAAUAAGAAUGUUCCAUGUAACAUUAUGAUUUCGCUGAUUGACUCGACUCUAGCGUGAUUAUAGGUCUUAGUUAAUUUUAACCUUGAUAGCCGAAAGAAAAAAAUUCAGUGAAUUUAAUUUUUGAAAUGAAGGAAUAUUACGCUAACUAAUCAAAUAAGGAAAAUUAAAUUUUGCUUAUUUUGUUACUUUGGAGAAAAAUGUUAGCAGUAAAGCGCUGUGUAUCAUGUUUGAAAAGUAAAAAUUCAUUAUUUCUUCCAAUGCGUUUCUUUGCUGUGGAUAUUGAGAAACCAGUAACAGAACAUACAGACAAUUAUCCAGUUACAAAACCUCAGUUACCAAUAAUAACGUCACGCCCUCUUCCAUAUCCAUCAAAAUAUGUGAAGCCUCGAGAAGCUUGGGUAUGUAACUUAGAUACUGUGGAAGAAGAAUUGUUGGGAAUCAUAGAUUUACACCCAUCAGUUUUUGGAGUGAUGCCUAGGUUAGAUAUAAUUUUCCAUAACUAUCGCUGGCAACAAAAGUAUCGUUUUGUUGAUUAUGUCACCGAGUUAUCCAGGGCAGAAGUUCCAGGAGGAGGUCGUAAGCCUUGGCCUCAGAAAGGAACUGGCAGAGCUAGACACGGAAGCAUUCGAUCACCUAUUUUUCUCAGAGGUGGAAAAGCACAUGGUAAACGAGGUCCUAAAACAACUUUCUAUAUGUUACCUCGUGCAACCAGAGUCUAUGGUUUGACUUCUACUUUAUCUUGCAAAUUUGCUCAGGAUGACUUGGUUAUUGUCAAUUCGUUAGAAAUCCCAACCAAUGAACAAAAAUUUAUUGAAGAACUUAUGGAGCACAGGCGUUGGGGAAUUUCUGUGCUUUUUAUAAAUGAGACAGACAUUAUGCCAAGAAAUAUAACUUUAGCUACUGACAAAAUGGAAUCUGUUGUCUUGAUGCCAUAUUAUGGACUCAAUGUAUAUAGUAUGCUGAAAUAUGACACAAUAGUUAUGACUCUGGAGGCAUUAAAUAAAAUUGAGGAAAGACUAUUGUUUCAUCUUCAUAGAAGUGAUUUAGAUGAUGGUAAAUUUAACAGAUUUGACUUUAAUAAAUCUGUUCUUAAGAACAGUGAUGUAAUGCGUAUGGAUCCAAAAACUACUACAUAAUUAAUAAAUUAUUGAAAAUAA
This is a messenger RNA of Stegodyphus dumicola, 1171 nucleotides long. RefSeq names its product mitochondrial ribosomal protein L4 (gene mRpL4). The record is from RefSeq and is a predicted model, not a curated record. Gene Ontology annotation, cellular component: ribosome. NCBI's taxonomy places the organism in Eukaryota, Metazoa, Arthropoda, Arachnida, Araneae, Eresidae. Gene Ontology annotation, molecular function: structural constituent of ribosome. Gene Ontology annotation, biological process: translation.